Molecule: messenger RNA, 5115 nt
Organism: Sclerotinia borealis F-4128
Lineage: Eukaryota; Fungi; Ascomycota; Leotiomycetes; Helotiales; Sclerotiniaceae
Source: the annotation of a GenBank genome assembly
AUGGCAGAGCAGUCCAGUACCUUGAAUGAAAUCCAGGCCUUGCAUUCGGACCUUCUUGCGCUGUCAAAUUCUCGCCUUUCGAACCUUGAAAGAUUGGCUAUUGAGCUCGAAGCUCAUAUUGCAGCUUUUCGCAAUCUCCUGGACCAGAAGAACCGGAAUGAACAAAGUAGGAAGAGUAUUGAAGCGGGAAAUGUCAAGCGAUAUGGGCAGAUAUAUCAGAUCAACGACGAUUUCAAGCAGGGAACCUUUCAGCUAGCGGACGAACUAAAUCUUGAUGAAGUUGAAGCAUCUCAAAUCUUCUUCGACGCACAAGACGAUGCCGAUGCGACAGGGCGCUCAAUAUUGUCCUGCUCCAUAAUUCGCUUUCAUCAGCGACGAAAGCUUUUGUUGGAUUGUUUGCGUCUCACGCUCCAGCAAAAUGCUGAAUUGGAGGGCAAUUCGGAGCAGGAGCAGGAACUUAAGCUUUAUCUGGGACAAAUCAUCACAGAAUCGAUCCGCAGUCAACCGACAACUACACCUGAAACUACGACAAGUAAUACACCAACUUUUAUUUCAAAAUGCAUUUCUGCCAUGGGUGAAAUCAGGCAGUGGCUCCAAAAAAUUUCCGACAAAGUUAGUAGUGCAUCUGUAUUGGGACAACCAUCGCAACCAGAUCUUUUGCAAAUCAUGGAGUAUCAGCGUCACAGUCUGAUCAAGCAACAUGAGUUACUAGGCGUUAUCGUACUCUAUCUAGUGAAAGCAAACCAUUCUGUUGUGGGAGAUUUUGAGCUACUCUUGGGGAUUUUGAAGAAAGCGGACAAAUAUGAUAAUCUUUUGGUGCAUCAUUUUCCAGCGUUGGCUGCUUGCAUUUGGCGCUUUGGUUCUCCAGAGGGUGGGUCAACGAUACAAGAUGCAAGAGCGCUGGAUAGGAAAGUUAACGUCAAAACCGACCAAAAUGCAUGGGUAUUGCCUUAUGCUCAUGCCGCAUUUCGAGCGUGGUGGUUAGCAGAGUAUAGCGGUUGGUAUGUGGAACACCAUGAUGGAUUACCACAUGGUAUUAACCUCGAAGAAGAGGCCAAGCAGCGUUCUCAGCAGUUUAACGAAGCUCUAAAAGAUGGUGCUUUCGAUUUCUUGUUGUCUCUUUCUGCUGAUGUUAAAGCCGCAAGUUGGUCAGAACCUUCACGCCAAGGCUUCCGGUUAUGGCUACAGAGAAAGGCUCCCCAGCUCUUGUCGGAUUCGGUCUCGUUCUCCGAUUUUUUCGAAGACCAAUUCAUGGAGCAGCUGCAGACAUUCAUCGAAAGUUUCAUAACAAAUUUACCGGACGUCUUAAGGAGGUUAAGGAUCGAUGAGGAUGAGCAACGUCAACUCAGUCAUGAGCAUGAGCACGAUCUAGAUCUGGAGCGAUUCAUAGUCAUCAUUGCUUAUGCCUUUGACGGCCGUCCAAAGGCUGCUUUGGACGGAUUUUGGGACGUUCCAGAUGGUGUAUUAGUCGGGUUCAUGUACUGGGCUUCUCGACGUGCCUCAACUCCACUGGUCUCGGCAUUUUGCGAAAUGCUCCAGGCAAUUUCAGGCGAUGAUGAUUGUGCCACUGCUGCACACGAAUUUUUGCUCGAUGAAAGUCCUCAAGCCGGGAAAAUGAAGCGGGCUCAUGCACUCACAUGGAAUCAAAUUUUCAAAGAGCUAACAUUUUUCACGAAUAAACUUCGCGACCAACCAGUACCACAAGCUCAGGCCUAUCGUCAUGGGAAGCCAAAUCAUGAUCAAGCAGAACUGGAGCCAGAAUCUUACAUUAUGCUCGAGUCUUAUCUCCGUCUCAUAUCUCAACUCUGUUCACAUAGUGCUAUUGCUAGACAAUUUUUGAUGCAGCAUCCCUCGUAUCAACUUACAGAUCUGCUUUUCCAACUUGCAGCUAGCUCGAUUCCAUCUCGAUUUAGAGCUUGUGCUUUCACGGCACUGCGGUCUUUGCUAAGUAAAAAGACAAAGCCAGCAGCCGAGUAUUUGUGGACAGCCCUCGAUAUAUGGAUUUCUGGGGGGUAUGCCCAUCAUGUCAGCACUCAAAGAAAUGCAGCCCCCCAAUCUUACGCACCUGACACAAUUCUCCGCAAGUUUGGUACGGGUUUCGAAGAACCCGAUGCGUUCAUAAUGCUACUCCAUGCUCUUGUAUUACCUUACGAGGAGGAUAGUGCUUUGCGAGAUGGCUUACCAUUUCCUGAACUCCUCGGAGCUUCUAGUCGUAUGCCCGGAAUAGAUCCGUACGUUGAUUUCGCCGUCGGCCAGAUUUUUGGUUCCAGAAUGAGUGAAAUAAUAGAUCCUAUACAGCUGAGAUUGCUGCAGUUGAGUUGUCUUACUUUCAUCACGACUUGUCUAGAAACUUUUAACGAAGAUCUCGUGAUAUUUGCAAAUCGCUCCAACAUCUCUGUCGACACUGCUAUCAGAACGUCUGAUCUACAAACUUAUGUCUUGUUGCAUCCAUUUUCCAGGGUAAUGGAAUGGAUGUACAACUCCAGCGUGAUGGAUGCGAUAUUUGCUGCAAUCCAUCAAGACGUUAACGAAGUUGCCAGUGCUGCUCCUGACUCACCAUCAAUUAUGUGUCUGCUGCAAGGAAUACGUGCAGUUACGCUGAUCAUGGAUUUGCAGCCAACUUAUCGAGAUAUCGUUCGACCUCUGAUCAAAGGUCAAGCAAGUCAUCGCCGCACUCCUGUCCCCAAUGCCGCGUACGCGUCUUUCGAGGAUGGAGUGCUCAAUCACUUGACUAUCAUUCCUGAUUUGGGCUUAUACUGUAGCUCGGGUAAUCCUGAAUUGGUGAUAGCGUCCUUAAGAUUACUGGAAAAGCUCUCCGCCUCGCCACGCCUCGCCCCUGCUCCUAAAGCAGGUAGCAGAAUGAUUGAUCGUAACAAAGCAAUUGCUGCAUUGGAGGAAAAUAAUGCAGCGGAAGCUAUCUCACGGUCACUGCUACAAGAGAUAGAGGCUAGUCUCGACGAAACGCAAGGCCAAACAUCCGAUUCAUAUAUCAUUAAAGUUCAAAUAUUGGACUUUCUUAUUGCUUGUCUCGAGGCUUGCCCAGGUCAGACUACAAUAGCGCACUUACUUCUUGGGUUUCAGUGCAGAGAUAACCAUAUAGAGGUUGAUGUGGAUUCUCUUUUCAGCCGUCGAAUUUCACUAUUCCAUUCAAUAUUGACGCUAGCUAACGACAUGUCUCUGGAGGGCGAUGGAAGUGUUUCAUCAUGGCUAGUCUCUUUGAGAUAUAAAUGCCUACGGCUGCUUAAGCAGCUAUGGCACUCACCCCUUUCAUCCAGUCUUGUCAUGAUAGAGAUGCGGUCUAAUAAUUCGUUUUUUGAAAUGUUCAUUAGACAAACUCUGAUUAGGCCGGGCCUGUUGUGGAAUGGCCGAGAUCUCGCAGAUCCGGAAUUCUUGGAUUCCACUUCCGCCUCCUGCCUCUCGGACUUUUUAAAACAACGCGCUAGUGUCUUGCAAUACACAUCUGCUGAGUUACGCCAGAUAGCACUAAGUCAUUUGCCUUCUUUAAAGGAGCGGAUGUUUAACACGUUACUUGGGUCAACAAUGGUAGAAGAGGGUCGGCAAAUUGAUAAUUGCUCCGUUUUCGAUCUUUUCGACUUCAUGGAUAUUCCUUUAGAUCAAUCAAUAGCCCUUGGCCCACUGCAUUGGUUCAAAGAUAUCGAUGUCAGCGUUUGUGAGGAAGUACACAACGAUUGCCCUCCAUUGUUCAACAUGAUAAAAUUCGAGGAGCUUCUAACUUUACGAAAGUCUGAGCUCGUGGCGACGAAGAGAUUUGAAAAUCCUCAAGACAUGACUGCGUUCAAUCACGAAGCCCAGAUCAUGUUUAACUACUACUUUAUCGACAACAAGUUGAAGGAACUCAAAGCAGCUCGACAUAAGGCGCUGCAGUCUUGGGUUCAGUUAUUACUUUUGAUGAUAGAGACCAUGGCUUACGAUGAGUCGACCAAAAUAGUUUUCGUAUUGCAGACUUUACAAAUAAUACUCCCUAGACUAGAAAACUGUCUGGAGAAUGCAGCUGAUGCGUUGGAGCUAGCUAAACUUACCAAGGCGCUCUUAUUUAGUUUGGAUCUAGAUUCAGAUACUUUCAAAGAAGGUGAUAUAGGACAAAAUCUAAGCGAUAAACUCUUUUAUGUUUUCGAAUUGUCGCUCAGAGCUAUCAAUACCGUCGGCGCUAACGGCCCCCUAAAAGAACUCUUUUAUAGCGUCAGCUAUCGCUAUCUUGCAGGAACGUCAGAGACUGAAGUUCCCGUUAGUCCUGAAACAGACAAUCACAACGGUCUCAACGGCGGCACUCGCCGUGCCGGCCAGGGCAAUCGAGGUCCUACUCCUAUUCCUGGAUUACGCAAACCGCAUAGUACACAGACAGUUAAAAUGGCAGGUGAUCGAUUAAUAGAUAUAGUCUGUGACGAUGCCUUAGUCGGAGAACAUAAUUGCAGAAUUGCGGCAUUGCUACUUCUUGGAGCUUUGGUGAGAAUGGCUAAACAGGAAGACUCCCCUUACAUCAUUGAGUCUCUCAAUCGUCUGAACUUCAUAAGCAUCCUCGUUCACUCCAUCGGGGAUUUGGCAAAUGCUUUACGAGAGUCGUCACGCGAAGAUGCAACUAUAAUUCUAUCCGACUUCUAUGCAAGACUGGCACUCCUUGUUCACAUAUCACAAAUUCGCUCCGGGGCUACCGCUGUACUAAAUGCGGGCCUCUUUCAUUCCAUUUUGGUUUCAGGGCUAUUUGCCCUCGAUACCGACCUCGAGAUCGAUUUUAAUGACUCAGAGGCUGUUAGCAGGCAUUAUAGCUUACUUGCAGCAAUCAUGAGAGUCAUUUGCUGUGCUCUCGUAACUCGUGGCCAAAAGAAUGAGCAGAGUUUGGAACAAGGGAGGAGAUUUCUCGUCGACAACAAAGCUGCUAUCCUAGCUGUACUUAAAAGAUCUGCCGGGCUUGGGAUUGGGAACGAUGUUGCAGAGCAGAGCAUCGUUGACAUAUCGGACUCAUUCAUGUUUCUCAUGACUAUAACUCACUUUGUCGAUGUAAGUGAUGAUUCCAUUGAUCCUAUUGCUUAUAAGAUUUCGACUUCUGACAAGAUUAUUAGUUCGAGGAGACAAUUAUUCAAAAACGACCCACUCUGA